AUGGGUGCCAAAAGUCUUGUCGAUAGGCUCGUUGCUACUGCAUUAGACUUCGAUACCUCAGGUCUUCCUAUUGUCAGUUACUACUUAAGAUUAUAUGCUGUGGAGGAAAUUUUAAACGAAGAGAAUAGGUCAGGGGACCUAACACAACUAGCAUCCGAUUUACUGGGAAGCGUAGAGAGAUUCAAGAAUUCAGCUGAUUUGGACGAAGAUGACACUCAAAGGAAUGCUAUCCGCUCGUUGAUCCACGAUCAGGAAAAAGCAAAAGUUUAUGUGUCCAAUUUUGCAAUGUCUCUUUAUAAUGGUAAGCUUCAACAGAUACAACACGGACCGUGGGAUUUAAAUUUAAGAAGGGGUUUGUGGUGUUGUAUUGAUAUAUUUUCAUGUAUCAUCCAUCUGUGGGAUGAUCCAGACGGAAGCUAUAGGAAGCGUAUCAAAUACUGCAAGCUGUAUUUAAGUAAAUUAUCCAAGGGAGAACUUGGCGGCAUAUCUGGCAAUACAAAUAAUUUCAACAGCGGUGCCGGAAAACAAAAUGUGAUAGGACCAGAUUUAAAUACCUUAGAUGAAGACGAGACCUAUAAGGCCGCCAAGAAGGUUCCUUCUUUCGAAGGUGUAGAGGAGCCUGAAGCGCCACCUUCACAAUUGGACUAUGGUGACUUUGUGAGUGAUGCUGAUGACGUUAACACAUCAGAGGAUAAACUCAAUGAGAUGUUAGAAAGACUAAAAGCAAAAGAAGAAGACGACGAAGUAUCAACGCAGAGCGCUUCGGAGACAAAAGAAGAAGAAUCGUCUCCACUUUUCUUACCUCACGUUCCUAAAGAUGUUCCAAAAGAUGUUCCGAGCGGCAAUUCUGUUGGAAAUAGGCAGCAAGAGACAGAUACGAUACCAACGUUCUUGGAUUCUGAAGAUGAGUGUGAUAUUCAAAAUACCAUCAAAGAGGAGCCUAAAACAUACACGAGAGGCGAACUAAACAAUAUGAUGGAAAAGUCGAGUAAGAUUGAGAAAAUACAGCGUAUGGCGAAAUACGCUAUAAGUGCGCUUAAUUAUGAAGAUCUAUCAACAGCAGAGAGUGAACUAUCCGGUGCUUUGGAGAUUCUAAAAUCACUAAAAUAA
This is a messenger RNA of Zygotorulaspora mrakii, 1110 nucleotides long. RefSeq names its product Vta1p (gene VTA1). NCBI's taxonomy places the organism in Eukaryota, Fungi, Ascomycota, Saccharomycetes, Saccharomycetales, Saccharomycetaceae. The transcript has a single exon. The coding region runs from base 1 to 1110 and encodes 369 amino acids. Gene Ontology annotation, biological process: late endosome to vacuole transport via multivesicular body sorting pathway. Gene Ontology annotation, cellular component: multivesicular body. The record is from RefSeq and is a predicted model, not a curated record.